CAGGCAUUUCCCCACCUCCCAACCAAAUCAGAUGCUCUGACGCACAGAAAAUUUCAUUUCAGAUCAGAAAUUUAAAAAUACAAAAAAAAGGAAUGCCAGUUCUGAAACUUGCCAGCUUUUUUACCAAAUUUUUUCCAUCCAAAAGAGUGCGUUGCAUAGAAGUUGAGCGAAGAAGGCAAUUGUUGAAGUGCAGGGAGCAACUAAAAAACCGAAAGAUGAGCAAGACACCUCGAGUGGACUUCAGUGCAGAACCCAUAGUGCUGCCCAUGCCCCAGAAUAUGAUCAAGGGUAAACUUCGGGGAAAGCAUGUGACUGGGAGUUUCCAGCUGAAGGUCGAGCGAGAUCCUUUGACGGAGAGACUGGAGAUCACGGCCACGCUGCCCAGCCCACGACUUCCGCCGGAAACAGAUCCAUCGCCCCAGGAGGAGCAACUCUACGAGCUGUACGUGUGCAACAGCCAGGGCCAAUUGCUGGCCAGGAUGCCCUUCCUGGAGAGCGACUAUCGAAGGGCAGCCCACCAGGCCAUCGAAUCCAUGUCCUCAUCCCCAUCAUUUCUGAAAUUUCCAAGGAUCAACCCAAACUGCAUUCCCUUUUGAUAUGUGGAGGAGGAAUACCUCUGCCUGCAACCGUCAAAAUGUCAGCCUUCAUUUACCAGGGUUCGCCAUCCUGUCAGGAACUUCCGGUUAUCGAUUACCUGCUAUAGCUCCUUUUUCAUCUCUAUCUCUUUAAUUGGUUGCUGGAUGGGAUACUAAAUUAUACAAAAACUGCAGGGCUGUAAAAUUAUCUUUAGACUUCAA
Drosophila suzukii is the source of this 797-nucleotide messenger RNA. RefSeq lists its product as uncharacterized. Lineage: Eukaryota; Metazoa; Arthropoda; Insecta; Diptera; Drosophilidae. The record is from RefSeq and is a predicted model, not a curated record.